AUGGCUGCAAAUGCGCUCCGAAUACUUGUGCCCGUAAAGAGGGUUAUUGACUUCGCUAUAAAACCCCGCAUCAACAAGACCCAAACUGGCGUCGAAACCGCCGGCGUCAAGCAUUCCCUCAACCCCUUCGAUGAACUCUCCAUAGAAGAAGCUGUCCGCCUGCGCGAAAGCAAGGGACCCAUGUCCGUGUCCGAGAUCCUAGCUAUCUCCGCCGGCGGGCCCAAAUGUGUCGAUACCCUCCGUACCGCCAUGGCCAUGGGAGCCGACCGAUCCAUCCUUGUUGAUGUACCCGAGAAACCAGACCAGUCGGGCCUGGAGCCACUCACCGUAGCCAAGUUGCUGAAGAACGUGGUCCACAAGGAAAAUAUCAACAUGGUGUUGUUGGGCAAGCAGGCUAUUGAUGGUGAUCAAGGUCAGACGGGACAGAUGCUGGCGGGUCUUCUGGGCUGGCCGCAGGCGACACAGGCGAGCAAGCUUGUUGUGAAGGAUGACAAGGGUACAAUUGAGGUUACGAGGGAAGUGGAUGGCGGUGUGGAGACGCUCAAGGCCAAGUUGCCCAUGGUCAUCACUACGGAUCUACGACUGAAUACUCCGAGAUAUGCAAGCUUGCCAAACAUCAUGAAGGCAAAGAAGAAGCCGUUGGAGAAGAGAACUUUGGCGGACUUUGAAAUUGUAGAUGAGAAGAGGUUGAAGACUUUGAAAGUCACAGAACCUCCCGCCCGUCAAGGGGGAGGAAAGGUAGAAGACGUCGACGGGAUGAUCUCGAAACUGAAAGAGCUGGGUGCUCUAUAA
Molecule: messenger RNA, 792 nt
Organism: Paracoccidioides lutzii Pb01
Product: electron transfer flavoprotein subunit beta
Exons: 3
Coding region: 1-792 (263 amino acids)
Cellular component (GO): cytosol
Molecular function (GO): electron transfer activity
Source: RefSeq, a predicted model, not a curated record